Molecule: messenger RNA, 288 nt
Organism: Rattus norvegicus (Norway rat)
Lineage: Eukaryota; Metazoa; Chordata; Mammalia; Rodentia; Muridae
Gene: Zfp937
Product: zinc finger protein 937
Source: RefSeq, a predicted model, not a curated record
AUCCUUAGCUGGCUCAAACGUUUCUGCGUGUUAUGUUCUGAGUUCCUCUGCUGGGUGCUGUGAGGGAGUUCAGACAAGCUCGAAACUCCAGACAUGGGUAUAGUGACCUAUGAUGAUGUGCAUGUCAACUUCACUCAGGAAGAGUGGGCUUUGCUGGAUCCUUCUCAGAAGAGUCUCUACAAAGAUGUGAUGCUGGAGACCUAUAGGAAUCUUGCUGCUAUAGGCUACAUUUGGGAAGAUCUUAAUAUUGAAGAACAUUUUCAAAGUUCUAGAAGAUAUGGAAGGUAA